CAACUCUCGAUGUAGUUCUAUAAUUUGAUAUUCGAAAAUUCUACAUAAACAAAUUGACGUCAGAAACAAAAACUAUCAUAACAUAAGUUGUCUUUAUAAUUUUUAUCAUAUUCUGUAUAAACUCGAUUCUCAGAUUGGAAAAAUGGACGUGCUUAAAAUAGCUGUAUUUUUGUUCGUUUGUUAUAUCCAGCACACAGGGUGUCAGCAGCUGUCCUUCAGCAUCAGCUGUUUCGCCUGUGUCGGAAGCGAGUCGGAUGCCACUCUCUCCUACUGUCUGGACACCCCUGAAAUGUUCAACAAGACACUAUGUGCAGGGUCAUGUCAGACUGUGACUGCUUACCAGACUGGCCAGAUAGUGUCCAUAAACAGGAGAUGUUUGCCCACUUGUUCACAAACAGACACCCGCACCUCAAGAACCGGAACAGGUGUGUUGAUCGAGUGUUGUGCUGAAUCCCUCUGCAACAUGGCUGCGUCCUUGUGGAAAGCGGGAUCCCUCGUCAUACCCCUUCUACUGAGCUUCCUGAUCUUAUAACACCAACAAAACUAAUCACAAUGAUUAAUAAGUGUGCAUUUUGAAAUGAAAUAAUUAGAUUAAUAACAAAAAUUGUUUGUUGUUGUUGACCAGAUAGCCAA
Messenger RNA from Symsagittifera roscoffensis, 633 nucleotides. RefSeq lists its product as uncharacterized. The coding region runs from base 143 to 532 and encodes 129 amino acids. The record is from RefSeq and is a predicted model, not a curated record. The transcript is spliced from 4 exons. Lineage: Eukaryota; Metazoa; Xenacoelomorpha; Acoela; Convolutidae.